Messenger RNA from Drosophila takahashii, 1443 nucleotides. RefSeq lists its product as uncharacterized. Lineage: Eukaryota; Metazoa; Arthropoda; Insecta; Diptera; Drosophilidae. The record is from RefSeq and is a predicted model, not a curated record.
AAAACUCGGCCAAAAAGGCUCCCAUUCGUGUCUAAAAUUAUACGUCUACAUAAUAACCCUAGCUAUGCUUUCCCUUACCUAUUUAUUGAUUGCCAACAGAUUUUCCAAUUCAGAGCGCCUGAUAAAGUAGUUGGUGGGGGGCUUUGUUGAUUGGCAUCACUUGAAACUCGACGUGUUAGCAUCAAACAUUUUUCGACAGUCACGACUUCAUCGCGUGCUUGACAUUUCUUAGAGCCUUCUUACUCAAGGACAUGGUCGGUACAGUGGUAAUUAGCCAGGACAUAAAUGUUCCAGUUGACGAGGUCCCACGGCGGCGGCAUCUUCUACCUGUAUCGGUAAUUUCCCCGGCAGGUAAGGUCGGUAAAAAUGCUUUGUGUGAAGGAUUAGGGAAAAAAGGACCUUCGGGAUUCCAAGGAAAUGUCACCUUAAUUGCAAAAGAAGGUAGCAAAAUGGCUGAUCUAAGCGAGGCUAUAAAAGAAACGAUCGUGUCUUGGCCAGGAUCAGUUUUUAUUUCAAAUUCAAGCAAAGAUGAUGUUCCUGAAAGAGUGCAGAUCCUUUUUGCUGCUAGUCCUGGUGCUCACGAUUCGGGGAUCGCUUUGCGUGCCAGCCCUGGAUGCAGCACCUCCGGCGGCCACUCCAAACACCGUCGACGAGUCAGAUAACCUGGUCGAGGGAAGUGGCGAGACGGUUACUGCCCCCCAGAAUGCAGUGCCCACAAAAAACAAUGAAACAGUGCCCGCAUCUACAGAGAAUUCGGAGGCACCAGUGCCUGACAAUGUGGCCAGCGGAAGCAGCAUUGAUCCCAGCACCAUUUACUCAAUUACUCCCGAGGCCUUCCAGCAGUAUGUGAACCAGUACGGGGCCUAUGCUCCCUACUCGUAUCCCACUCCCGCUGGAGGAGCAGCACCUGGCAUUUAUCCAUAUCCCGGUCCCAUUGUCGUGCAGACGGGCUACGAGGGCUUCCUGAUGCCGGCAAAUGCCGUUGGUCAGUCGGACAGCACCACUGUGGUGGCAGCUACUCCCCAGUCGACCUCCUCGAACCCACUGGUGGCCUUCAUCUCCAACCUGCUUCCCACCAUCCUGAUGUCCACACUCUUUCGCAUCGCUGCCGUUGUCCUGUCCGCCGUGGGAAUCAUCCUCUUUGGCGGCGCCAUCACAAGUGCCCUGUGCAGGAUCACACCGAUCUGCGAUAUACCCGCCCGAGCUGUGAAUAUCCUGCGCACCGGCGGAGCCCAGGAUGUGGGUCGCAUGCUGGCCGAGGAGAUGACCCCGGAGCGGGUGCGUCGGGCAACGGAAUUCGUGCGCAACGCCAUCCGGAAGUACAAACAGCUGCAGAAGAUAGUGGAUGCCUCGGAGGUGGUGACCGAGUUGACCAACGGAUAUUAGUUUUAGUGCUGGCUCGUAAAUUAGGUGGAAUGCUAAAUAUAUUUUUUAAUGACGCUA